This is a messenger RNA of Syngnathus acus (greater pipefish), 2862 nucleotides long. It is a transcript of the gene ces2b, whose product is annotated as carboxylesterase 2b. The transcript has 13 exons. NCBI's taxonomy places the organism in Eukaryota, Metazoa, Chordata, Actinopteri, Syngnathiformes, Syngnathidae. The record is from RefSeq and is a predicted model, not a curated record. The coding region runs from base 112 to 1791 and encodes 559 amino acids.
GCAGCAAGAGCACCACAACCCGCGCCAGUGCAAAGGGCAGCUGACUUCGGCACACUUCUUCACAUUCCACAAAGCCCCGAGCACAGCGUUGACAUUCGCACAACCAGGAACAUGAAGUUCUGUCGAGAGGAAACGCUUUGCUUUCUCUCAGCUUUGUUCUAUUUAUGUAUUGCAGCAGGAAGUGAUGCACCUGUCAUUCACACGGAGCUUGGCAGCCUGAAAGGGCAGCAUGUGAAUGUAAAAGGGAAGGAGAUGGGGGUCAAUGCAUACUUGGGUGUCCCAUUUGCCAAGCCACCUGUAAGCCCUGGUCUGAGACUGGCUCCACCCCAGAAAGUGGAGGGAUGGGAAGGAGUGAGAGAUGCCAGCAGGCAGCCACCAAUGUGCAUUCAACAUAGACAGUUCCUUCUUGAUCUGAUGGAGUUGAUUGGUGGCAUAGCACAAGAAAUCCCGGAUGUUUCAGAGGACUGCCUUUACCUCAACAUUUAUACUCCUGCAAAUAGACCUCAUGAUGCAAAGCUCCCAGUCAUGGCAUGGAUCCAUGGAGGAGGUUUUGCUUUGGGAUCAGCUUCAGUGUAUGACGGAUCCGCCUUGGCUGCUUACCAGGAUGUGGUUGUUGUGCUGAUUCAAUAUCGCUUGGGAGUUUUGGGCUUUCUCAGUACCGGAGACGAGCAGGUGUCCGGUAACUUUGGUCUGCUGGACCAGGUUGAAGCCCUCCGCUGGAUCCAAAAUCACAUUCACAAUUUUGGGGGAGACCCAGCAUCAGUCACCAUCUUCGGGGAGUCUGCUGGUGGAGUGAGCGUAUCCCUGUUGCUUCUAUCACCAUUAUCCAAAGGACUGUUCCAUCGAGCCAUUGCUGAAAGUGGCACUGCUGCAAUGGAUAUGUUGGUGAUAAAUGAUCCUUUACCAGGAGCACAGGUUGUUGCAAAUGCAUCUGGAUGUAGCAUUGAAAGCACACAGACGAUUGCUGCCUGCAUGAGAAACCUUGAUCUGGAUCUAUUUUUGACUCUUGCACAGGAUCCAACACUAAGAAUUACCGUAACUACAGAUGGACAUUUCCUGACAAAGUCAGUAAAUGAGCUAUAUAAGAAGCAUGAGAUUCAAAAUGUCCCAUUCAUGACAGGUAUUAAUGAUCAUGAAGGGGGCUGGCUAAUUCCUUCUUACAUGGCUCCGCCAAACUGGACUGAAGGACUAGACCGGGAGCAAGUUCUAAACAUAAUGAUGGUCUUCAACUCCAAUCCCCAAACCCUCAUCAUGGAUUUAAUGGUAGAGGAAUAUAUCGGAACUGGUGAAGAUCGAGAGAAAAAUCGAGAUGGUUUUACCGAGUUCUUUGGGGAUUUGUUGUUCACCAUUCCUGCCAUUAAGUCUUCAAAUGCUCACAGAGAUGCCGGCGCACGUGUGUACUUGUAUGAGUACCAGCAUCCACCUCAUUUCUUGAAGGCAAAAAGGCCAAACUUUGUAAGGUGUGACCAUGGAGACGAAAUCUUUACAGUUUUUGGGUUGUGCUUUACAACAACCCAUAUCCGACUAAAUGAUACAUGCCUGGAGGAAGAAGAGCAACUUAGCCGAACAAUGAUGGCCUACUGGGGCAACUUUGCUCGGACGGGCUCGCCGAAUGGUGAUGGCCUUGCUCACUGGCCUCUAUAUGAAAAAGAAGAAAAGUACCUGGUAAUAAGGGCGAAGGAGCAGGUCAUUUCCCAGCACCUGAAAAAGGAUCGCUUCGUCUUCAUGACUCAGACCAUCCCAGAGAAGGUUCGACAACAUCAGGAGAAGACGGAGCACAAUGAAUUUUAGAAGGCUUGCAUUUUUUCACUUUUUCUUUUUAACCUGUCUUUUUCAGAUCACAUAUUCUGAUAUUGUAAGUUUAAUGUAGUGGUUCAUUGCGACAUACAGUAGUUGUUAACUGAUUUUGAGUGUCAUGAGAACUAUGAAUGCAUUAUGAGAACUACGUCCAGAACAUUUUAAUUACAUCAAUUAAACAUUGUGUGACCAUUGUUUAUUCAUAUUAUAUAUAAUUGGGUGAAGACUAUAUGGAAAUUCUGGACUUUAACAAGUGACUGGGGAAACCAAACGUGUACCCCUUUCUGGAGAAUGAAUGAUGGUAAUGGUGCUAUAGGUGCAGUCCACUAUAAUUACAUCAUGAAAAAAUAUAAUCGUAGUACCACAUAGAUCACCGUAUAAAAUAUUGCAAAUGUCUUGGUUCUAAACUCAAAAGAAAACCACAAAAACCUACAGUUAAAGAAAACGACUCAGUUUAAUUAGUACAAUUUAAGAGUUGGAAAUGACUCCAAAUGAGCCCCGCAGGUGAGUACAAAGCAACACUAAGGUAUACCAAUUAAAUAGCCUGGUACAAAUGGUUUGCAGAUAGGAAAAUUUAUUGAACCAUAUAUUUAGGUUCAGAUGAACAAGACAAAAGCUCAUUUUUAUUUUUGCAAAUGUUAGUAUAGCUGCAGUCUACUACGAAUGCGCUGCCCAGUGUGCCCUUUCUUUAAAUAUGAGUUACUAUACUGCCCAGAAAAGUGCACUUGUAGAAGAAAAGCUACUGGGCAAAGCCAUCAAGCCAUAACAUGACAUACAUAUAAUAUACACAAUACUUGGUAAAUGAUUUUGGGUUCUACAAUGUCCUGUAAGACCAGGGUACCUAAGUCCUGUACUCCAGAGACCCCAUCCGGCCUGUUGUAAGUAUAUGCCUUCUCCAACACCCCUGAUUCAAAUGAUCAGCUCAUCAGCAAGGUUUGCAAAAGCCUAAUGACGAUCCUGAUCACUUGAAUCGGUGUGUUGGAGUAGGGAUACGUCAAAAAUAGGCUGAAUAGGGCCUCUCGGAGACCGGAUCUGGGCACACCUGAGCUACACGGUGUUGUGAAA